Spea bombifrons (plains spadefoot toad) is the source of this 1227-nucleotide messenger RNA. RefSeq names its product RIC3 acetylcholine receptor chaperone (gene RIC3). The coding region runs from base 72 to 1217 and encodes 381 amino acids. Gene Ontology annotation, biological process: synaptic transmission, cholinergic; protein localization to cell surface. The transcript is spliced from 6 exons. NCBI's taxonomy places the organism in Eukaryota, Metazoa, Chordata, Amphibia, Anura, Pelobatidae. The record is from RefSeq and is a predicted model, not a curated record. Gene Ontology annotation, cellular component: neuron projection; intracellular membrane-bounded organelle; neuronal cell body.
UCUCCCUGCCCGGUGCAUCUCUUAGGACCGUUAUCAAUGUCAUUAUUUUCUGCUUUAUUCCGAAAAGGGAAAUGGCUUUGUCGACCAUUCAGAAGGUGGCCCUGUUCUCCUGCCUGGUGCUCUGCGUCUCUCUGCUUCUCCCCAAAACCCUUCUAACCCGAGGGAAACCGUCUGGCCAGCCGGAGGGAAAUCCUGGACAUUUUCCUUCAGCCAGACACCAGCCCAAGCCCACCGAUGGGAGGUCAUCGGGGUCCUUCUUCCCGAGGUCGCAUUUAUCGGAAGCAGUGGCCAAGGCUAAGGGUGGCAGAGGGGCAGGAGGAAACUCGCGGCAAAGUCUCGUGGGGCAAAUUAUACCGAUCUACGGGUUUGGGAUCCUGCUGUAUAUCCUCUAUAUUCUGUUCAAGCUUUCCUCCAAAGGAAAAAGCCCAAAGAUUGAACAGAAGAGCCAACCGAUGGCAAACGGGAACCUGAAGAGGAAAAUCACUGACUAUGAGCUCGGCCAACUGCAAGAUAAACUUAAAGAAACUGAAGAGGCAAUGGAAAAAAUUAUCUCCCGCCUGGGACCAAACUGUGAGAGAACCGAUCAUGUGAGUACAGACGAGGAACAGCAACUACUGCAGCGGCUGAAGGAGAUCACUCGGGUGAUGAAGGAAGGAAAACUUCUGGAUGGAAUUACUCCGGAGCAGGAAGCAGAGGAGGCUCCGUACAUGGAGGAUUGGGAAGGCUAUCCAGAAGAGACCUAUCCGAUUUAUGAGCCUUCGGACCGCAAGCACGACACCAUUCUGGUAGAUUGCUCCGAGCUAAAUCAGCCCUCCGCAGAGGAGAUAGCGGAACAAAUGGAAUUUGCCGAAAAUGAUGAGCAUUUGUGCGCCGAGAGCCCCGAGGACGAAAAACAUCAUAACCUCCUCGAAAAUCCCAUCAACUCCUCAAACAAUAUCUUCCGCCCCCCGCAACAGAAGUCCCCCCGCGUUGGCGACACGGCGGAGAGAGGCGAUACUGAAGGCGAGGAAGAAGAAGAUGACGAAGAUGAUCCAGCGGUGUUGGCCGAAAAUGCCGGCUUUCAUUUGGAAAGCUGCAGCGAUCAGGGCGACUUGUUUGCCAAUGACAUUUCAAUGGACUCAGACGACGGCGAGGAGUCACCGGGCGCGUGUGACGCCACCGGUAGGGAGGAUGUCGGCACCUUAAGAAAAAGGAGCAACAAAAGAAUAGAAUACUAAAAAAAUAAAA